Dama dama (fallow deer) is the source of this 2861-nucleotide messenger RNA. It is a transcript of the gene AP5Z1, whose product is annotated as adaptor related protein complex 5 subunit zeta 1. Bases 71 to 2605 code for a protein of 844 amino acids. Gene Ontology annotation, cellular component: AP-5 adaptor complex. The record is from RefSeq and is a predicted model, not a curated record. The transcript has 17 exons. Lineage: Eukaryota; Metazoa; Chordata; Mammalia; Artiodactyla; Cervidae.
UGGGCCCUGCUCCGCGAGUCGCCCGCGGCAGGAGCGCGCGGCCCGCCCUCAGGGCGGCGGCGGCGGCGAGAUGUUGGCGACGGGAACGGAGAGCCUGCUCCGCCAGGCCAGGGAGGUCGGGGCCGAGGAGCUAGGCAGGUUCUGUGCCCGUGUCAGCGCGCUGCUGCAGGCGGAGGACUGGGGCCCCGACACCCUGGACGCCCUGCGGAGGCUCUUCCUCAUCGUGGCGGCCACCAAGUAUAGCAGGAGGCUGGAGCCCGCGUGUGUGGCGCUGCUGCAGACCGCCCUGUGCUCGCCCCGCUGCCCCGAGCGGCUCCAGCUGCUGUGUGCCGCUGUGCUGAGAGAGAUGGCGCCCUCCGACAGCCUGAGCCUGUCCUGCGACCACGCGCAGAGCUCGCGGCAGCUGGGCCUGGUGGCCUCCGUGCUCUUGGCCCAGGGCGACCCACAGCAGGUCAGGACCAUGGGCCAGCGUGUCAUCAAGGUCCUAGAGAGUCGGCAGCCUGAGGGGCCCAGCCUGACGCACCUCCUCCCGGUCGUGUCCAAGGUGGCCAGCCUGGCCCCGGAUGCCCUUCCUGAAGAGCAGACCAAGGCGCUCAGCAAGCGGCUGGGGGACUGGCUCCGCUACGCCAGCGUCCAGCAAGGGGCGGCCCACGCCUCCGGGGGCUUCUUCUCCGCGCCCAGAGCCCGGCAGCCGGGCCCUGUCACCGAGGUGGACGGGACUGUGGCCACGGACUUCUUCACAGUGCUGUCCACGGGCCAGCGCUUCACAGAGGACCAGCGGCUGAACGUGCAGGCCUUCUCCAUGCUGCGGGGCUGGCUGCUGCAGGGCGGCCCCGCACACCCCAGCGCCACAGAUGCAGACGACCGGUCGGAGCUGGAGGGCUCUACCCUGUCCGUGCUCUCGGCCGCCUCCACUGCCAGCCACCUGCUGCCGCCCGCCGAGUGGCUGCGGGAGAAGGCCCUGGAGUACUGCCAGCGCCUCCUGGAGCAGAGUGGCCGGCGAGCCCUGAGGAAGGCCGACUCGGACCUGCAGAAGGCAUGCCUGGUGGAGGCCGUGCUGGUGCUGGACGUGCUCUGCCGGCAAGACCCCGCCUUCCUGUACCGCGUCCUCCCGUGCCUGCGGGCCCUGCGGACCCGGCUCUGCGGGGACCCGGCCUGCGCCCGCGCGCUGCUGCCCGUCGCCCGGUUCUUCCUGCGGCACGGGGAGGCCGCCGCAGUGGACGCCGAUGCUGUCUACCAGCACCUCUUCACCAGGAUCCCGUCGGAACACUUCCACAGCCCGAUGCUGGCCUUCGAGUUCGUCCAGUUCUGCAGGGACCCCCUUCUGCUGCUCGGCAGCAACCUGGACCUUCUCAAGACCAGCUUCCCCAACCUCUUCAAGUUUCAGGCCUGGAGCAGUCCAGCCCUCACGUCCGAGUUUGUGGCGCUCCUGCCGGCGCUGGUCGACGCGGGGACGGCCGCAGAGAUGCUCCACCUGCUGCUGGACCUGCCGAGCCUGACCGCAGCCUUGGACCUGCAGCUCCGGUCGUCGCAGGCUGCAUCUGAGAGGCCGCUCUGGGACAUCUCUGUGAGAGCCCCCGGCUGCCUGGAGGCCUUGCGGGACCCCCAGGCUCAGGGCCUCUUCCAGCACCUGCUGCGCGCCAAGGCCAGCGGGACCACAGAAAGGUUGACGCCGCUCCACCAGCUGCUGCAGCCCCUGGCCAGCUGCGCCCGGGUAGUCCAGUGUGCGCAGGCCGUGCCCACCCUACUCCGAGCAUUCUUCGCGGCAGUGACGCAGUUCGCCGAUGGGGCCCUGGCCAGCCGGCUGGCGCUGCUGCUCCUGGAGAGAAGUGAUGCGCUUUUCCAGGUUGAGGGGUAUGAAGCCGACGUGCACAGGCUCGUCCCCUCGCCAGCCCAGCCCGAGGACAGAGCUGUCCCCACCCCACCACCUGGUUCUCCUCCGGACGGCCGUGGGCCUGGGGUCUCUGAGGGUGCCCUCUCUGGCAGGGUGCUGAGCUCCCAGUUCCCGGCCCUGUGCAAGCUGCACCCCCCGCUGGUGGUCGAGCAGGCCAAAGAGCUGCUGGAGUUCGUGGGCAGCCUGGGGGGGCCCUCUGGCACCGGGUACAUGCUCACGUCUGUGGUGUGGGCCAUCGGCGAGUACCUCUCGGUGUCCUGGGACCGGCGCUGCACCGCAGAGCAGAUCAGCAGGUUCUUCGAAGCUCUGGAGGCCCUGCUCUUUGAGGUCACGCAGGCUCGGCCCUCCACCGCCCUUCCCAAAUGUCCUCCGCAGGUCAUCACCGUGCUGAUGACCACGCUGACCAAGUUGGCCUCCCGGAGCCAAGACCUGAUCCCCAGGGUCUCCCUGCUCCUGUCCAAGAUGAGGACCCUGGCCCAGAGCCCAGCCGUGGGCCCCGUGCACAGUGAAGACGACCUGGGAGCUGUCCGCACACGGGCCACCGAGCUGCUAAACCUGCUCAAGAUGCCCAGCGUGGCCCAGUUCGUGCUCACGCCCAGCGUGGAGGUGUCCCAGCCCCGCUAUCACCGCGACUCCAACACAGCCCUGCCCCUGGCCCUGGACAUGGUCAGCCGGCUGCUGGAGCGGGAGGCAAGCCUCCUGCCAGGGUGAGGGGACGAGGGCCCAGUGGGCGCCAGGCUGCAGAGCCUGCUGUUCCGUCCCUGCCAUGGCCUCAGGGGUCGGAGAGGCUCGGGGAGGAGGUCACCAUCUCAGCCUCGGUCUCUGCCUCCUCUGGUGGGGACAGCAGAGUCUCGGCUUUGGCCCCUCUUGGGACUAGGUGAAGGCUGAUCUGUGUCCUGCUGUUACUUGGGGGCAAGAGGAGAUAAAACAAAAAUAAACCUCCUUCACAAAACAUCUGUGCGAACAA